Messenger RNA from Octodon degus (degu), 2354 nucleotides. RefSeq names its product NK2 homeobox 5 (gene Nkx2-5). The transcript has 2 exons. Lineage: Eukaryota; Metazoa; Chordata; Mammalia; Rodentia; Octodontidae. Gene Ontology annotation, biological process: regulation of transcription by RNA polymerase II; cell differentiation. Gene Ontology annotation, cellular component: nucleus. Gene Ontology annotation, molecular function: RNA polymerase II cis-regulatory region sequence-specific DNA binding; DNA-binding transcription factor activity, RNA polymerase II-specific. The coding region runs from base 949 to 1923 and encodes 324 amino acids. The record is from RefSeq and is a predicted model, not a curated record.
GUAGGGACAGUGGGCUCCAAAACGAGAAGGAAAGCUGCAGGGAGCUGGAAACAGCUCUCUUGGGGCAGGUGAUUGCCACUUGGAGUCUAGAUUGGGCAUUAUUAGGAGGAAAGUCACUUCCCCAGGAGGGCAUUGGCAAUGAAGCCCCCCAUCCCCCAGCAAUGCUCUACUCUUUGCUGUACGGUAGGUGGUCACUCCCACCCUACACCACCCACUUCUCUUUUUAUUUCAGUUUGACCAAGCCAAGGGCUUCCCUUGGGUUAGGAUCCUGGGGAAGUAGGGAUCCUGGGGCAUGAGGUCCCAUAGGUCAAAACAAAGGAAAUGUCCAAAUUUCUAGAAUCUCCCUGUCCUGCCAUAACUCCCAGAACCAUCUUCUCCUUCAUACAGACUUUUCCUGGUCAGAAAAGUCCGUUAAAAGGUCUUAGUGAUCCGGGAAAUAAGCCCCCUUCUCCAGGUUCCCGUCCAUCCUUCACUCUUCCACUCAGUUGUGGACGGGAAGGAACCUUUCGUCAAAUCCCAGACCCACCCGGCCCAACCCAGAGGCCGGGCUAGGGGCAGCCUGAGGUCUUUCCCAGCUAAGGGUCUUGCCAGAGCCAUCUCAGGUUGGAGGAGCAGAAGGGGAAGCUUCGAAAUGAGCCGCGGCCCCUUUAAAACCGCUGAGCAGGAUUUUUUUUUCCCCCUAGCUGUAUGACUAUAUUAGGUGACACGAAACUGCUUGUCGUUCCUGUCAACGAGCCCCCUGGCCCAAUGGCAGGCUGAAUCCCCCUCCUCCUACCAGGUCCCGCCUCUCUUGCCCCUUGUGCUCAUCCUACCUGCUGCCCCUCCACACCCAGAGCAGGAAGGCGGGUGCGCGGGCCGGCGGCGGCACCAUGCGGGGAGGCUGCCGUGGGCCGUGGGCAACGCCUCUCUCUGCGGCCCACCUGGCGCUGUGACACUGGGGCUGCCACCAUGUUCCCAAGCCCUGCGCUCACGCCCACGCCGUUCUCAGUCAAAGACAUUCUGAACCUGGAGCAGCAGCAGCGAAGCCUGGCCGCAGGGGAGCUCUCCGCGCGCCUAGAGGCCACUCUGGCGCCCGCCUCCUGCAUGCUGGCCGCCUUCAAGCCGGAGGCCUACUCCGCGCCCGAGCCGGCAGCGCCGGGCCUCCCGGAGCUGCGCGCCGAGCUGGGCCCGGCGCCUUCACCCUCCAAGUGUGCUCCUGCCUUCCCUGCCGCCCCUGCCUUCUAUCCUCGUGCCUACGGCGACCCAGACCAGGCUAAAGACCCUAGAACGGAGAAGGAAGAGCUGUGCGCGCUGCAGAAGGCGGUGGAGCUGGAGAAGCCCGAGGGGGACAACGCCGAGAGGCCCCGAGCGCGCCGGCGGAGGAAGCCUCGCGUGCUCUUCUCGCAGGCGCAGGUCUAUGAGCUCGAGCGGCGCUUCAAGCAACAGCGGUACCUGUCCGCUCCCGAGCGCGACCAGCUGGCCAGCGUGCUGAAGCUGACGUCCACGCAGGUCAAGAUCUGGUUCCAGAACCGGCGCUACAAGUGCAAGCGGCAGCGGCAGGACCAGACUCUGGAGCUGGUGGGGCUGCCCCAGCCGCCACCGCCGCCCGCGCGCAGGAUCGCCGUGCCAGUGCUCGUGCGCGACGGCAAGCCGUGCCUGGGAGACUCGGCGCCUUACGCCCCUGCCUACGGCGUGGGUCUUAACGCCUACGGCUACAAUGCCUAUCCCGCCUACCCCGGCUACGGCGGCGCGGCUUGCAGCCCGGGCUACAGCUGCGCCGCCGCCUACCCGCCUGGGCCUCCCGCGGCGCAGCCCGCCACGGCUGCCGCCAGCAACAACUUCGUGAACUUCGGCGGCGUCGGGGACUUGAACGCUGUGCAGAGCCCCGGGAUUCCGCAGGGUAACUCGGGAGUGUCCACACUGCACGGCAUCCGAGCCUGGUAGGGAAGGGAAUCGCCUGGGGCGCCCCGACCCCUCCCGCACUGUCUCUGGAGGCAGGAAAGGCUCCCGCCGCAAUCCUGCGUCCCUCGAAUUUCACGGUCACUGCUGCUGACGCCUCGGAACGUUUCCCACCGCCGUAAGCCUCUGUCCCCGAGCGAGCGCUCGCACCCAGGCUGCGGUGAGUGAUCCUGCAGCCGCCGCCUCGGUAGCCGCCUUCGGGUUCUCUCCUGGCGUGCCUGGCCAGCACCUCCUACGGACCGGACCGAACUGGAGACCGGGAGCCGGACUCGGAGGCCUAAGGUCCCUUCCCGAGCCUGGGCCGGGCGCCCGGGUCCUUGCUCUCUUGCCGCUGCCCACCCACCCGUAUUUAUGUUUUUACCUGUUGCUGUAAGAAAUGAAAACCCUUUCCCAUUAAAGUGAGUGCGCUGACCAUA